Molecule: messenger RNA, 1792 nt
Organism: Spea bombifrons (plains spadefoot toad)
Lineage: Eukaryota; Metazoa; Chordata; Amphibia; Anura; Pelobatidae
Product: mannose-binding protein A-like
Exons: 6
Coding region: 147-923 (258 amino acids)
Biological process (GO): surfactant homeostasis; positive regulation of phagocytosis
Cellular component (GO): rough endoplasmic reticulum; multivesicular body
Source: RefSeq, a predicted model, not a curated record
AUAUUGCCAAUGAACCUGUUGGGACAGACUAAAGUUCAGCAUGAAAAAGUAAUCAAUAUAAACCGACAGAUAAAGGUUUGUCUUCUGCUGUGCUUCACUGUCUACUUUCAUACGGGUUAUCUGGCCACUGAAGAAGGUAGAGGUCUAUGAUGGAAAGAUAUUUGAAGAGCGUGAUAGUCAUAACUAUCUUGGUUUUGAUAACGUCGUUCCCUGAGGUUAUGUCAGAUGCCACCACCACGUGCUCCGCGGUACAAGGGCCACCAGGUCUUAAUGGAAGAGACGGAAGAGACGGACUCAAUGGACUCAAUGGACUCAAUGGACCUAAAGGAAAACCAGGAGCUCCCGGUCAACCAGGAAAUCCAGGGAUCAGGGGUAUGGUCGGACCCCCUGGAAAAGUCGGACCAAAAGGAGAACAGGGACAAAAGGGAACAAACGGCCUUCCAGGUUUAAAAGGAGAAAAAGGAAAUCCAGGCUCGACUGAUGAUUUGAGAAAUCGGGUAAUACAAUUGGAAAAUAGUAUUUCCGUGCUGAAGAAUGUUCUUGUGUUACAAAAUGAUCUAGUCACCGUUGGGAACAAAAUGUAUGUGAAACUCAAACAAACCGGUACCUUUGUAACAGUGAAGUCCAUCUGUGAGAGACACGGGGGGAUUGUUCCUUCUCCAAUGAACGACGAAGAGAAUGGGGUCUUGCACGUCCUGGCACAGGAAAUACCAAGACAGGCAAUAUACCUUGGAGUAAACGACAGGGAGAAAGAAGGAACUUAUGUGCAUCCCGACGGGACGGAAGCGACCUACGUGAACUGGAGAGCCACGGAGCCAAAUGGGGGUCAAAUAGAGAAUUGUGUAAUGAUCUAUUUGGAAGGGAAAUGGAUUGAUGUUAAUUGUAACAGUGUAAAACAAGUCAUUUGCGAGUUUAAAUUAUGAGGAUGAAAUUUUAGGUGUAUUUGUGUUUUUUUGGGGAAAAUGCCAUAAAAUUAUCAUUAGAUUGGGGAAAAAAAAACAAAAAGACAAAGAAAUGUGCUAAUGCCCUUGUCCACCCAUGGACUAUGGACAUACAAGGGACCUUAAAGUGUUUCAUUGCAGUCUCUUAGUGUGGUAGCUGACAUUCUGAUCUUCUCCAGCUGGUAUCACUCCAUCGUUACACGAUCGCACGAGCUCCUCGGCAUUCCAAAAGGUUGUUAGAAGAGUUACGAGUGACUUUUCUCCUACCUUUCCCCCCGCCCAUAUCUCACAAAUUGAUCGGAGCGGCACCAUUAUUGAAGGUAUUCGCCCCAAAGCACCACCAGUCGGAUGUUGGAGUGGUCACCAGUGGAAGCUUGGUCAACUUUGACCAACACUGAUGGAUGGUAAGGAAGUGGAGGUGGCUUUCACUGUUAACGUCAUGUGCUUUAUCCAAAAAAUAGUUGGUCGGGGUGGUCUGGUCAAUGAAAGCCACAUGAGAUGGCCUGGAAAAGAAAUGUCGCACACAUUAGAAUAAAAUCUAAUGGAGUUGUCCUUGUCUACUCUUGAAGCAACUGGUUGUCCAAAAAAAAAAAAAGCCUUCUUUGUCUGGGUUAUCAUCCGCAUUCCAAAUAAUGACUUUCUAGCUCAAUGAAAAUAUGGUGAUGGAACACUGUGGCUUUUUCGAACAGCUCCAAUUAUCUGGUGUCAUGAGAAAUCUACGGUGAUGGUAACUUGGAGAGACUCCUCCUUAGGAAGGAUCACCCUAAAAGUGGCAUGGGUUAUAUUAUGACUGAAAUAGUUGUGUUUAACAUUAUCUAUAAGAUACUAUGAAAAAAGUCUGCAUUGCUUCA